Aspergillus fijiensis CBS 313.89 is the source of this 372-nucleotide messenger RNA. RefSeq lists its product as uncharacterized. The coding region runs from base 1 to 372 and encodes 123 amino acids. The transcript has a single exon. NCBI's taxonomy places the organism in Eukaryota, Fungi, Ascomycota, Eurotiomycetes, Eurotiales, Aspergillaceae. The record is from RefSeq and is a predicted model, not a curated record.
AUGAGGCCCUUGACAAUCGUUCUCUGUCUCGUUCCGACGAUAGCUAUCGCCGCCGAAGCCGACCGGGCGCCGUCUCCCACCCCUUCCCUACCCAAUACCACCCCGCCUGCUCCGUUACCAGAGAUUCAAAUCCGGCCCGACCACCAAGAAAACGUGCUGGAAAUCCACCCAGAGAUCCGUCAAUGGCAAGAGCGGGGGAUUCAGACGGACGAGGACCCCGCCAUCGACAGCGGACUGGGGACGCUGGCCGCCUCCGCGCGGGACACCAAGGCCCUGCGCGCUCGCAGUGAGGGCACUCUCGGACAGACGCCGUGGAUCGGAAUGGCCAUUGGAUUGACCUGUACAGCGCUGGCGGCCGUCAUGCUGGGCUGA